AUGAAGAAAAGGCCUAUUUAUUGUUUGCAUAAUCGGCUCGACUCCACGCGAUCUUGCGAACUCGACUACAGCGUCUGCCAUUGGAUGACUCGAUUUGCAUUCUAUGCUCGAGAUCCUGUCAUAAAUAUUACACACAAAAAAAAUGAAUUCAAGUCGAUAUCAUCAUCGAGCAAAGAUUUGAAAUCGGUCACGACAAAUUCUCCUCUGGUUAUAGUCCCGGUUUUGUCCAAAGCCAUAAUCUUUAUCCGAGCUAGAGUCUCGAGAUGUUCGGCUCCUUUGAAAAGCACGCCAAAAGUGGCUGCUUUUGAUAAGGCACAGAACAUAGCAACUGGAGUCGAGAGAAGGAGAGCGCACGGGCACCCGCUCACUAAAACAACGAGUGCCAAGUGGAACCAUUCUUUCUUAUUCUUCACUCGGAAAACAAAAGGCACAAUGGCUAAGAAAACCGAUACCAAGACUAUAACUUACGAUAACAGUGUUAGAGUUACCUACUAA
Striga asiatica is the source of this 495-nucleotide messenger RNA. The record is from the annotation of a GenBank genome assembly. NCBI's taxonomy places the organism in Eukaryota, Viridiplantae, Streptophyta, Magnoliopsida, Lamiales, Orobanchaceae.